UUUUUCUUCUUUUUUUUUUGCUUUUCACUUAUGGAGCUAUGUAUAGAAAACCCAUCUAUUAAAUCUUGGUUAAGAAAAGCGAUAAUUUCACAUCACAAAAAGAAACCGUCGCAGAAUGUCUUUGGGGUGACACUCCUUCAAAGCCUACAAAUAGCAAAUACACCUAUUGCUUAUGAAAACAAAGAGACAGUCAUAGGCAUUAUACCUAUUAUUGUAGCCAAAUGUGGCUCUUAUUUAAAAGACCAAGGUCUUUAUAUAGAAGGUAUUUUUCGUAAAAGUGGCAGUGCCAAAAGAGUAGGUGAAUUGCAACGCAUAUUUAACUCAUCAUCUGAUUACGGAAUCGGACUCAACUGGAUUGGGUUCAAUGUCCAUGAUGCUGCCAAUUGUCUAAGGCGUUUUUUAAAUUACUUGCCAGAACCUGUUAUUCCUUUUGGACUCUAUCAAUCGUUUCGAGAUGUUGCCACAGGAGAAACUGAACUCUAUGUCAUGAUAGAUGCCUAUCAGCAAUUAAUAGAUCAACUUCCUCAUGUAAACCAGUAUUUAUUGUUCUAUCUUUUAGAUCUCCUCUCUCUUUUCAGUCGAUAUGAUCAAUACACCAAAAUGGACUCGAGUUCUCUGGCUUCUGUAUUUACACCGGGCAUCUUGCUCAACCCAGAAGACGCCAUGAACCCUGAACAUUACAAACUAUCGCAAAGAGUGGUUCAGUUCUUAAUAGACCACCAAGAUAAGUUUCAUUUACCGUGUUAUCCCUCUUGUUAUCCACUCUAUUCGCCUUUGCAUAAAAACAAACUACUUAGAGCCAAUACAGCACCUGUACAGAAACCUCAUUUUGCUCAUUACGAACCACUAAAAGUGAAACCAUAGAUAUUGUAUAUACGUUAGUUUAUCAAUUCACUUGAAACCCGCGCUACUUGGGAUGAACAAACAAAAACAAAAAAAAUUCCAAUUUGUGUAUUAAAAGGCAUC
This is a messenger RNA of Gilbertella persicaria, 966 nucleotides long. Its product is annotated as Rho GTPase activation protein. Gene Ontology annotation, cellular component: cell cortex. The coding region runs from base 31 to 864 and encodes 277 amino acids. Lineage: Eukaryota; Fungi; Mucoromycota; Mucoromycetes; Mucorales; Choanephoraceae. The record is from RefSeq and is a predicted model, not a curated record. The transcript is spliced from 4 exons. Gene Ontology annotation, biological process: regulation of fungal-type cell wall organization; signal transduction; activation of GTPase activity. Gene Ontology annotation, molecular function: GTPase activator activity.